GUUGUUGUUUUGACAAGUUUGACUGUAUUUCCACCGUUGGUUUGCGUUUGUUUGAUUAACUGUCGCUUGCUUGCAACGUAAAUGGACGCUCAAUCCUACAUGCCCGUUCCUCCGGGUGUCGGAAUGGAGGAGAAUUUCUUUUCUCUGGAUGAUAUUUUACUUUCCCACGAGCGACUGCCAUGUAGGACGGAGAGCGCCUUCCCGAGACUCGGGUUUCUAGAGAAAUCCAGCGACUCCCGAGACAUACCUGAGGGCUCAAAAAUGGAGAUGCCACUUUGGCUGGCCAAGGGUCUGUAUGAAAGGAAGAGACGAGUGCUGUCUGUGGAGUUGCCAAAGGUGUAUCGUGAAGGCUGGAGAACAGUGUUUGGGGCUGAUCCCACUGUUGUAGACUUGUACAAAAUGGGGCCUUAUUACUAUGGUUUAGGUUCCCAGAUGCUGCAUUUUGAAAGUCCAGAAAAUCCAGAGAUCGCUAAUACCAUCCUCCAGACCUUCAUUGGUCGUUUCCGUCGGACUAUGGAUUCAUCCCAGAAUGCUUACAACGAGGACACAUCAGCGCUGGUGGAGCGUUUGGAUUACUUGGAAAGGAGCUUGUUUAAGGCAGGACAGAGUGGACUGAACAAUUUCCAACUGUGGGAAAAAGGUCGGUCCUCCCACCUCACUGCCUCUAGUCUAGUUAUCAACUACAGAAAGAGGAAAAUGACAGACCUACAGGCCUAAAAAACCAAAUGAUUGCCAAGACGGACUAAGAAGAGUUUCUUAUGAGUGCGUGAGAAAGUGGCCAGUGUGGAGGACUGUGUUAUGAGAAAGUUGUGUUAAACCCUCUGAUCUUUUACUGUAUUAUUUGUAAACAAUGUUAGUUUCAAAUUUGGCCAAUAAAUUAUUUUGAUAUCA
Messenger RNA from Danio rerio (zebrafish), 891 nucleotides. RefSeq names its product GINS complex subunit 3 (gene gins3). The record is from RefSeq and is marked provisional. Gene Ontology annotation, cellular component: nucleus; GINS complex. Gene Ontology annotation, biological process: DNA replication. Lineage: Eukaryota; Metazoa; Chordata; Actinopteri; Cypriniformes; Danionidae.